This is a messenger RNA of Chara braunii, 2916 nucleotides long. Lineage: Eukaryota; Viridiplantae; Streptophyta; Charophyceae; Charales; Characeae. The record is from the annotation of a GenBank genome assembly.
CCGCGCCAUCGCCAUCUGUCUCUCCCGGCUCUUCUGCACCUCCGGUUGUUUUUUACCAAUCGGCAGCUUCGUGCCCACUUCCUGAAGGGCGAGGUGAAGCAGAGGAGGGGAAGCGGAAAGCCAUGGCGAUCGCCGCAUGCAAGGCGGCGGCGGCGCUGCGCGGAGUGUUUGUCUCCCUCCAGUCAAAUAUGCAGCAGCCAUCGUGCGACAGACAGGAAGAUCCCAUCGUCCUGUCUAACCCCAGGGCAAGGGGAGCGUCUUGUCAAAGUCUGGGGUCCUCGAGAGGGCAGUGGGCAGGACUCCAUACCAUCGGCGGCGUCGGCGAGCUAAGGGGAAAGCGCCAGCGUGCUGCGCGGGAUGGCGAGAAGGGGAGGAGCCGUCAUGCAGGGGGCGUUUGUUGCGCGCAGGCGGCAGAGACUCUCACCUCUGGAUCUGGCGAGGGGGAAGCGGCAACCACCCUGUCCGAGCGCGUUGUCUUGCCGGCGGACGACUGGUCGCCCGACAGCUGGAAGGAGAAGGAGGCUGCCCAGCAGCCCGAGUACCCGGAUCAAGAACAGCUCGAUGAGGCACUGCGGGCGCUCGAAAGUCUCCCGCCACUGGUGUUCGCAGGAGAGGCGAGGAGUUUGGAAGAGAAGCUGGCACAGGCGGCAUUGGGAAAAGCGUUCCUCUUGCAGGGAGGUGAUUGCGCUGAGAGUUUUCGUGAGUUCCGCGCAGACAAUAUACGGGACACGUUUCGCGUCUUGCUUCAGAUGAGCGUCGUGCUUAUGUUCGGCGGCAGCAUGCCGGUUAUCAAGGUGGGACGCAUGGCAGGGCAAUUUGCAAAGCCUCGCACCGUGCCUUAUGAGAAUGUUAAUGGCAAGCAGAUUCCUAUCUACAGGGGUGACAACAUCAAUUCUGACGUCGUUGACGAGAAAGCUCGGAUUCCUGAUCCGAACAGGAUGAUUCAAUCCUACAACCAGUCUGCUGCAACACUCAAUCUUUUGCGGGCAUUUGCUCUUGGAGGCUAUGCCGCUAUGGAGCGUGUCUCGAUGUGGAAUCUGGACUUCAUGACUCAGAAUGCGCAAGGAGAUAGGUACCGUGAGUUAGCACAGCAUGUGGAUGAGGCCCUUGCCUUCAUGGCUGCGUGCGGCAUAGAUGGGGACCACCCUGUCAUGAAGACAACAGACUUCUACACCUCCCAUGAGGCCCUCUUGCUCCCCUACGAGCAAUCGCUGACACGUCUAGACAGUACAACGGGGAGGUGGUAUGACUGCUCUGCUCACAUGGUAUGGGUUGGUGAGCGCACCCGUCAGCUGGAGGGUGCACAUAUUGAAUUCCUUAGGGGUGUCGGCAACCCCCUUGGUGUGAAGGUGAGUGACAAAAUGGAUCCACAAGAACUGGUGCAGCUUUGCAAGAUUCUGAAUCCGACAAACAAGCCAGGCCGCCUCACUGUGAUUGUUCGCAUGGGUGCGGAGACCUUGCGCAACAAGUUUCCUUCACUGAUCCGGACUCUGAGGAAAGAGGGGAUAGUUGUUGCUUGGGUUUGUGACCCCAUGCACGGUAACACCAUCAAGGCUCCCAAUGGACUGAAGACACGACCAUUUGAUGCGAUACGAGCGGAGUUGGGCGCAUUUUUUGAUGUCCAUGAACAGGAGGGGAGUCAUCCUGGAGGUGUUCAUCUGGAGAUGACAGGUCAGAAUGUGACUGAGUGCAUCGGGGGAUCAAAGGAGGUCACAGUGAACGACCUAAACUUCCGCUACCACACACAUUGUGAUCCUCGGUUGAAUGCUUCGCAGUCAUUGGAGCUUGCCUUCUUGAUUGCUGAGCGCCUCAGAAAGAGAAGAGGUGGAAACCGAGAAUUUCAAAGAGAUUCUCAUUGAGAAGGGACCCAAAACCCUGGCCCUGGAAAAGGUGAGAUCAGAGAUUACAGAACAGAUUCAGCAAAGAUGGUAGGAUACGAAAUCACAACUAGUUCUUUUUAGACAAGUUGGUGAUGCUAGGAGAGAGUGAUCACAACAUUUUGCACAGACUGGGUAGGAGGGGAGAGAGAAGGGUGGAUUGCCAAGGUGGAAUGGAGUGGGGAUGGGAGAUGGACAGCGGGAUUUGGAGGAAAUGAGAGAUUACUGCCUAGUCUUUAAAGACUGGACAAAUAUGGAGAGCCCUCGUAGUGAGUUCUCACUAUGCCAUUCCCCCGAUUUCCCAGACCCCUUCCCAACGCAUGCCCUUUCCGUAGUGGAAAUUCUGUCCUGAAAAUGCCUAAUCGUGCAUCCCCACACCUACACAUGCUUACAAUGGAGUUCCUCUCUGGAGCCCCCCGGGGAGGACCCCACUUGCCUACAGAACCACUUGUCAUAAUUACUAUCCGCUGCUCAGUUAACCCCCCAACCUUCUGGGGUAGUCAAUGCUGGCAGCAACAUCUGAAAUUCGGAGCUGACAUAGGUUAGCAUUUCUUGCAUUCUGAGUACUUCCUAUAUUCAUAUACAAUGGGACAAAAAAAAAAAGGUGUAUAUUGGGACGCUGGACCCGGUUUCCAGCAGGUGAUGCUCCCCACCAAUAGAUGGAGCGGCCCACCAGGCAAAGCCUCAAUUCCAUUUUUUUUUAUUUUUUAUUUUUUUAAACAUCGCCCUUUCUCAGAUCAUGCUAAUGGAGGUGAUAGGAGCAUCCCCCAUUAGCAGACCCCGUUUUGGAUGGCUUCAUCUAUUAGUGGGGAGCAGCACUUGCUGGAAAGCGGGUCCAGCGUCCCAUCAUACAUUUUGGAAACCUUGAAACAGAGAUGCUGUGCUACUCGUACUUGUGAGCCUUCUACUCCAUUGUUCACAGGCUAGACACCCGGUGUCAAUUUAUUCUCGUGAGAUUUUCCUGUCAGUUGCCACACUGAGUUAGGCCUGUGAAUGGUUUCUGUUAUGCCCUCAUAUCUGAUAAACCCUCUACCCUCUG